Molecule: messenger RNA, 2200 nt
Organism: Struthio camelus australis
Lineage: Eukaryota; Metazoa; Chordata; Aves; Struthioniformes; Struthionidae
Gene: ADRA1D
Product: adrenoceptor alpha 1D
Biological process (GO): positive regulation of cytosolic calcium ion concentration; positive regulation of vasoconstriction; phospholipase C-activating G protein-coupled receptor signaling pathway
Cellular component (GO): plasma membrane
Molecular function (GO): alpha1-adrenergic receptor activity
Source: RefSeq, a predicted model, not a curated record
UCGGAGCGGGCUGCGGGGGAUCAUGCCGGGGGGGCUGCGCCUCAGCAUCGCUUUCGCCGCCGACGCAUCGCCCUCCAUGGAGCCCGGACUUUUUCUACAAUGACUUUCCCCGAGCCGAGCAAUGCCAGCUUGAGUGGGAACCGGACGGGGCAGGGCAACCAGAGCGGUGCCAACCAGUCCUGGGGGCUGCAAGCCGAGGACCCCUCCGACGGCAAUGGGACCACGCUGACUUUCACCUUGGAUGUGCAGGCGGUGGGAGUCGGGGUGUUCCUGGCCGCCUUCAUCCUCUCGGCCAUCGUGGGGAACAUCCUAGUCAUCCUCUCGGUGGCUUGCAACCGGCACUUGCAGACGGUCACCAACUACUUCAUCGUCAACCUGGCCAUCGCCGACCUGCUGCUCAGCACCACGGUGCUGCCCUUCUCGGCCACCCUGGAGGUGCUGGGCUUCUGGGUGUUUGGGCGCAUCUUCUGCAACAUCUGGGCAGCUGUGGACGUGCUGUGCUGCUCCGCCUCCAUCAUGAGCCUGUGCAUCAUCUCUGUGGACAGGUACAUUGGUGUCAAGUAUUCCCUCAAGUACCCCACCAUCAUGACAGAGAGGAAGGCAGGGGUCAUCCUCGUGGUGGUCUGGCUGUCCUCCAUGGUCAUCUCCAUCGGGCCACUGCUGGGAUGGAAGGAGCCACCACCACCGGACGAAAGCAUCUGUAGCAUCACGGAGGAACCAGGUUAUGCCUUGUUCUCCUCCCUCUUCUCCUUCUACCUGCCCCUCAUGGUCAUCCUGGUGAUGUACUUCAGGAUCUAUGUGGUGGCCAGGAGGACCACCCGGAGCUUGGAGGCGGGGGUCAAGAAGGAGAGGAAUAAAUCCAUGGAGGUGGUGCUGCGCAUCCACUGCCGGAGCGUGCUGGAGGAGCCUCUCUCCAGUGCCCGGAGCAAGGGGCACAACUUCAGGAGCUCCCUCUCUGUGCGACUCCUCAAGUUCUCCCGUGAGAAAAAAGCAGCCAAGACUCUCGCCAUCGUCGUGGGCGUUUUCAUCCUCUGCUGGUUCCCCUUCUUCUUUGUCCUGCCUUUCGGUUCCUUCUUCCCAUCUCUGAAGCCCUCAGACAUGGUCUUCAAGGUCAUCUUCUGGCUGGGAUACUUCAACAGCUGUGUGAACCCGAUCAUCUACCCUUGCUCUAGCAAAGAGUUCAAGCGAGCUUUCAUCAGGCUCCUCAAGUGCCAAUGCCGCCGGAGAAGGAGGCCCAUCUGGCGGGUCUACGACCACCACUGGCGAGGAGCCUCCAUGAACAGCUCCGAACGAGACUCUGAGGCAGACCCAAGACCCAGAAUUAGCACCCUAAACAGUUCGUUCAUAUUUAACUCCUCCUUGCAGGAGAGAGCCAGUAAGAGGAGAACACUCAGCUUCAAGAGCUGGAAAAUGCUCAUGCCAUUCCAGAAACCAGCAUCCACGCAGCUGAAGGAAAAGAUGAACAGCCUUUCUAACAAAAUCCGGGGUGGCUCCAGCAAAGGAGGGGUGACAGCCACCUACAAAACAGAGGUAGAGUCUGUUUCUAUUGGGAUCCCGCAUGACUUCACAGAAAGCAUCGACUAUCAAACCUAUGACUUAACAGACUGCUGUGGGCUGAGAGAAACAGAUAUUUAAAGCCCCUGGGACAGCUGUUGAUGGUUUCUUUAGAGGUAUCUAGCAGAAACACAAAGGGAUGCCAUCUGUGGGUCUGUCAGGCAGACUGGAAGCAGCAAUCAGGUAUAAAACUUGGUCACCCAAAGGUUAUACAAGCAUCCCCCACACAGAGGUCAGCCCCCUUCUCUGGGAUUAUGGGUUCCUCAGAUAAGAACCAAUGACAUAUCCCAUUUUUAUAAGCCGUGGCAGAAGGGGAAGGUGUGGGGUGGAUAUGGCCUUAGGAAAAGAGCUGUUUCCUCCAAUGGGAUGGUUAUCUGUCUUUGGAAGAAACUGUGCAAUUAAGGGAAACCAGGAUGUCUCCUUUGCCUUAAAAACAACAACAUAAAAUACAAUAGAAAGAUCAUACCCCCAAAAGAUGCCAAUCCUGCCUUAGCACAUGUGACCACGUUUCCUUCCAGAGGUGGCAUCCAGAAAGGAAGCUGUCAAGUGGUAGCUAGCAGGUGGCCCUUUAGCCUGUGGUUUGGGAGCCUGCAAGACCACAGGGUUGGACAGGACCUCCAGCCCAGGUCUUGGCUCUCCAGGGCAA